AAUUAGGAAUUACAAUUAUCAAUUAUUACUCCCUUAAUACAAUUCCGAAUACUCAUUGACAUUGUCACAUUACUACUUGUAUAUAAUCCGCCGUUGCUCCCAAUUUAUUUACCACGACAAUCUUUAUUUUCUCUCUCCUCAAAACUCUCCUUACAGUAUAAAUAAAUACACCUCUCUCUCUCCUCUUUAAGACUCCAUCGUCUUCUUCUUCUCACUUCUCAAAUUCAAUCUUUUUCUCUCUCCCCCCAAAAAAAAAUAGAAAAAAUAAAAUUGCAUUAUUACAGAAGAACAAGAUCAGGUUGAUUAAGAAAAGAUUAACAAUGGCGGACAAUCACCACCAGCCAAGGUGGAACGCCGUCGUUUUACUAUUUCUAUUCUCUUUCCUCAUCAUACUCUGCUUCUUCUCUCCCUUAUGUCUCGGUAUAAGAUCUCUCUCAAGAUUCGGAGGGGCAAGAUUGGAAUUUCAAUUCUCCGAAGCACCAGACUACCGUAAUGGUAUAAGUUGUUCUUCUACUUCCUCCCCUUUUACUCACUGCGACCCCUCAUUGGUCCACGUGUCCAUGACUCUUGAUUACGAGUACUUACGUGGAUCAAUCGCAGCCGUCCAUUCUGUCCUCAAACAUUCCUCUUGUCCUGAAAACAUCUUCUUCCAUUUCAUCGCCGCCGAGUUCGACUCACUCUCACCUCGUGUACUGAGUCAACUCGUUCGCUCUACUUUCCCAUCCUUAAACUUCAAAGUCUACAUAUUCAGAGAAGACACAGUCAUCAAUUUAAUCUCAUCUUCAAUAAGACAAGCUUUAGAAAACCCGUUAAAUUACGCCCGGAAUUACUUGGGUGAUAUACUUGACCCGUGUGUUACUCGGGUUAUUUACCUUGACUCCGAUGUUGUCCUCGUUGACGACAUCUACAAACUAUGGAACACUUCUUUAAAACCCGACAAUGUAAUCGGAGCUCCGGAAUACUGUCACGCGAACUUCACAACGUAUUUUACGACGACAUUUUGGUCCGACCCGGAUUUAAAAACAAAGGCAUUCGGGUCGAAUAUAAGAAGACCGUGUUAUUUUAACACGGGUGUGAUGGUGAUGGAUUUACAAAAAUGGAGAGAAGGGAAUUACAGGAAGAAAAUAGAAGGAUGGAUGGAAAUACAGAAGAAAACAAGGAUAUAUGAAUUGGGUUCUUUACCACCAUUUUUGCUUGUUUUUGGUGGGAGAAUUGCAGGAAUUGAUCAUAGAUGGAAUCAACAUGGAUUAGGAGGAGAUAAUGUGAGAGGUUCAUGUAGAUCUUUACAUCCAGGACCAGUAAGUUUGUUGCAUUGGAGUGGAAAAGGAAAACCAUGGGUAAGAAUUGAUGGGAAGAAACCUUGUCCGUUGGAUCAUCUUUGGGAACCGUAUGAUUUGUUUAAAGGGAGGAGAGAGACUGAAUUAAUUCAACAACAACAACAACAGUUUUCUGGGUUUGGCGCUUCUUCAUUAAUUGGUUGGUUGUAGUUUUUUUUUCUUUUAUUAUAGAUUUGAUUUGAUUUGGAAUUCAUUGAUUCAAGAAAAUUAAAGAAAAUUGGGGGGUGGGGGGAUGAUUUUGUAUCUUUUGUUUAAAUUCUUUGGUAGAUGAUGAGGAUGUACAGUGGGGGAAGAUGAGGGUGCAUUAAAUUCGUACAUUUAAUUAAAGAUAAUUUCUGGGUUCCUUUUCUUGGGAGCCAAUUUUUGAUGGGUUUUGUUUAUUUUUUCUGUAUUUACUACUAUGAAACAGGAAUUAAUAAUAUUACAAAUAUUCCAUAA
This is a messenger RNA of Beta vulgaris subsp. vulgaris (sugar beet), 1775 nucleotides long. RefSeq names its product probable galacturonosyltransferase-like 9. Gene Ontology annotation, molecular function: glycosyltransferase activity. The record is from RefSeq and is a predicted model, not a curated record. The coding region runs from base 321 to 1487 and encodes 388 amino acids. NCBI's taxonomy places the organism in Eukaryota, Viridiplantae, Streptophyta, Magnoliopsida, Caryophyllales, Amaranthaceae. The transcript has a single exon. Gene Ontology annotation, cellular component: Golgi apparatus.